AUGGGCAAUGCAGAAUCCACUGACUCAUUGACAGCAAAACAUCGGGCCCAUUCGCAAUCACCAGUACGUGAACCAGGAGUUGCACGCGUACCCUCUGCACCAAAAGAAAACGGACCCCGUCGGUGCAUGACCGAACGACCUCCACGGCGCUCAAAGACGUGCCGAAGUCGGAAUUCGCGGAAGAAGGUUGUAUGCAGCGUGACGGGCCUGACGUUGCACCAAAAGGCGUUGCUAACGCGGAAAUGGAAUCGAAUGGAAUCUGGCACAGUUUACGAAUUGGGCAGGCGGAUGUUUGAGAGCAUUUUCACCGAAAAUCCUCACUAUCUGGCCUACCUUGAUCUCAAAGGAGAACCAAACUGGAGGAACCACAUCAACUUCAAAAUUCAUGUU
This is a messenger RNA of Ostertagia ostertagi, 390 nucleotides long. The record is from the annotation of a GenBank genome assembly. Lineage: Eukaryota; Metazoa; Nematoda; Chromadorea; Rhabditida; Trichostrongylidae.